Radiomyces spectabilis is the source of this 1749-nucleotide messenger RNA. RefSeq names its product aspartic peptidase domain-containing protein. Gene Ontology annotation, biological process: proteolysis. Bases 284 to 1678 code for a protein of 464 amino acids. The transcript has 10 exons. The record is from RefSeq and is a predicted model, not a curated record. Gene Ontology annotation, molecular function: aspartic-type endopeptidase activity. Lineage: Eukaryota; Fungi; Mucoromycota; Mucoromycetes; Mucorales; Radiomycetaceae.
UGUCACGCGAUGAUUCACAAAAAUUCAAUGUAAAGGAAAAAAAAAAGAAAACAUGAAUCGGCUAUUCUCGACCCACCGGCCACCAGGGUUACACGGCUGGAUGUCUUGCCAUCCUUUGGCUCCGCAAAUCUCAGCCCCUUUUCCCUUUUCUCUUGGUGACUAUAUAUUUGUUGCAUUCAUUUUUAGUUUUCUUAGUUCUUUUCUCUUCUUUUUAUUUCAUCUUUAGACUUGGGAAAAAGCCUUCAAUUUUUUUUUAUUCGUCCAUUUCUUUUUCAACGCAAACAUGCGCUGUCUUACUCUUCUACUUACUGCGACCAUUGUGUCGGUUACCAGCGCCGCCGAACUGACUCGUAUUCCGUUGUAUAAACGAUGGAACUCGCCGGGACUGAAAAAAGAACCUAUGAUCUACGAUGAUGGCUUGCUCGUAGCCAAAAUGCAAGUGGGCACCCCGCCACAAGACUUUGAUGUAUUGUUCGAUACCAGUUCCUCGUUGGCUUGGGUUCCUUCGACAAAGGAAAUAGAAAAGCAAAACAAAACAAAACAAAGAAAAUUAGAAUUAGAACCAGAACAUUGCCACAGCUCCGAAUGCAGACAGCAUGACAACCGUUUUGAAGCUAAUCAUUCGUCAACUGCCGUCAAUCUUCACAAGAAGCAGUCGAUCAUUUUCGGUGAUGGAAAAUGCAUUGAUGUUGAACUUUACAGAGAUACCAUUAGCGUGGCUGGAUUACCAGUAACUGAUCAGCUCUUUGGUUCAGCUUACAGUGUGUCUGGCAUUGGCGACUCUAAAUACAUGGGUAUGCUCGGCCUUGGCGGUUUUGCCGAAGACGGUUCAACCGACUAUUUAAACUCAACAAACAAGAAGGCAACGGCCGGAUCGCGAGAAAUUUGGUCUCGACAAUAUUCAAAUACUGGAGGAUAUGCCCAGAACGGAUUUGGGAUGGGCUACGGCCAACAGUCGCAGCAAUUCGGUAUGUACCAAACCGCCGGCAGCGGAUUCAUCUCCAAACGUUGGAACCAGCCCGAUGCCGAGUUUAUUUUUGGCGGUGUCGAUCAUACCGUGUACAAAGGCAAGAUCGCCUAUUUGCCCUUGCCCACAUGUGACUAUGGCGAUUCGCCAUACUGGAAAGCAACAUUGACGUGCGUGAAACUGGGCCACAAGGUCGACAUCAAACUGGCUCCCAAAUCCUUGGCAAGCAUGAAUUCCGGUACCAAGUUUAUCAGCGCUCCUGAGAAACAGGCGGAUCUGCUACACAAGGCCAUUGGCGCCACCUAUGAUUCGGAAACCCACACAUACCAGAUGAAGUGUUGCGAAGUUGACAAGUUGCCCGACCUUGAAUUCAGUUUCCAGGGUUAUAAAAUUACGCUCCCGCCGUCGCAAUGGACCGCCAAGACCAAACACGACGAUGAGAUGUGUUACACCAUGAUCCGUCGCAACACGCACGAGAAGGACUGGAUUCUUGGAAUGUCUUUCUUGAACAACUUUUAUCAUAUUUACGAUCUUGGUAACAAGAGGAUCGGUCUCGCCGUCACCAAGAGUAACACCAAGGCCGUCAUUCGAAAGACAGAUAUCCACAAAAACCCUUUUACAAAAAAAAACCGUAGUUUAUCCCGUCUAUUUUUCUUUUUUUUUAACCAUUGCCCUGUUUUACGAAGGAGAACCCUUGUGGCGUUUUUAUAAAAAAAAAAUGAAAAAAAUAAUAACCCAACAAUCCCAUUAUCCCAAACGACGAUUGCCUUUCUUGGCUUGUU